This is a messenger RNA of Strongylocentrotus purpuratus (purple sea urchin), 4082 nucleotides long. RefSeq names its product exocyst complex component 5 (gene exoc5). Lineage: Eukaryota; Metazoa; Echinodermata; Echinoidea; Camarodonta; Strongylocentrotidae. The transcript is spliced from 19 exons. Gene Ontology annotation, cellular component: exocyst; cytoplasm. The record is from RefSeq and is a predicted model, not a curated record. Gene Ontology annotation, biological process: exocytosis; Golgi to plasma membrane transport. Bases 155 to 2290 code for a protein of 711 amino acids.
CGCCCUCUUUUGACAAAAGGUAUACAGUUUUGCCGAUGCUAAUGUCUUCCGGUAUUUCUGCAAGGAAGCAGACGAAAAAGUCGAUGAAUUCUCACGUUCUGCUGUCCUUUGAAGACCUGAUUCAAUCUGUUCAUUAUUCUACAACCGAAGUGCAAUGUCAUCUCUAAAAGAAUUUGCGAAGUCGGACUUUGACCCCGAGCAGCACGUGGAGCAGCUCGCCUGGCGCGUCCUGGGAGGGGACACCAGGGAUGGACCGGGGAGCUUUGAUCCCAAGAAGAUGCUCAACGCCUUUGUGUGUACCAUCGAGGAGCUGAAGCUGAGCUCGUCCAGGGUGGAGGAGAAGAUCACCAAGCUGGAGCACGGCAUGAAGACGGAGAUGAAGCAGCACGCCAAGCGCAUCUCACAGCUUCAAGAUCAUAACAAGCUUGCCUUCCUUCACUUCCAAGAGCUGGAUGAGCGCAUCAACAGCGUAGCCACCAAGGUGGUUCACCUAGGGGACCAGUUAGAGGGUGUCAACACCCCCCGGUCCAGGGCAGAGGAGGCCCUUAAGCUCAUCCAAUACUUUGCAGAUUUCAUGGAUGAUUUUGGACCGACGGCGGACAUCUUUAAUGAUCCUGAUAAGUACCAAGAAGCUGCAGAUGUGAUACAGAAGCUGCAACUGAUUGCGCAAGAGUUACCACAAGAUCAAUUUGAUAAACCAAAGAAGAAGAUACAAGACAAAUAUAAUCAGAUAGAGGAGGAUCUCAUCUCAGAUUUCAGACUUUAUUUCCAGGAAGCUGAGGUUGAGAGAAUGAAAGAAUUGGCCAGUAUUCUCAUUCAUUUCAAGGGUUACAAUCGAUGUGUGGAUGCUUUCAUCGAAGAAAGUCAAAGGGAUUGUUUCAUUCUUCAAGAUGUAUGUGAAGAUCUACUACCACUGUGCAAGAAGGUUAACACCUUGAUUCACGAUGUAUUCAGUAGCCCUGAGAGUGUGAUGGGCAGGUUUGUUGUCAACCUCUAUGAAGAUAAGUUACAGACACAUGUGAAAGGCAAGCUGACUGAUAAGAGUGAUUUAGAGCAUUAUCUGAAAAACCUGCAACAUUUGUAUGUAAGGACGGACAGGCUAACGAGCGCCAUUGCGGAGUACCGGCUAGGAUCCGAUGCCCACCUCCUCAGCCGUCUCACCAAGAAGAUCUUUGGAGCUUAUCUCAACAAGUACAACGUAGCAGAGACCAAGCAUCUGAAGGAGAAGAUGGCGGAGCACCUUGAGAUGUAUUACAAGGGACUUAGUCACACCAAGAAGGGUCCCCAACCUGUAGAUAGGUUCCAGGACCUCCAGAACAAGAUCAGGACCAAGGCCCCUCUGAACAUUGUAGGAGCAGCCCCGGUGGCAGACUACAAAGGAGAGACCUUCCUGUCCCAAGAACUAGCCCUGAACCUCCUCUAUGAAGCCAAACUAAGCUUUACUAGAUGCCAACUGCUGUCAAAUCAGUCCAAUAUUGCCAAGAAUGCUUACGACAUCUUCUGCAUCCUGAUCGACUUCAUGUGCAUUGAGCACAUCGACUAUGCCCUGGAGCUGGGGCUGACUGGGAUCCCGAUGGGUGAGCCUCGGUCUCCUCCUGCGAGCUACUUCUUUGAGAUCGUCUGCCAGGCCAACGCCAUCUUCCAUCUCCUGGAGAAGCAGUUUAGUGAUAUCCUGGUUCCUCUCAUUAGUUCCACUGAGCAGCACACAGAGUGUGUGGCAAAGAAGAAGACCUUGAUGGAGCAGAUGGAAGGGAAACUGGAGACAGGAGUUGACAGGCUAAUAAGUGCCAUAUGUGGAUGGCUCAAGCACCUGCUGUCGUCUGAGCAGAAGAAGACUGACUUCAGGCCUGAAGCAGAGGCAGGGAUGGUGACACCUUUCUCCCCCGCUUGUGCUAAGGUGAUAUCCUACAUGGAGAAGCAAGUGGAUACGAUCAAGAGAUGCAUGGACGGCAAGAACAUCAAUUCAGCACUAGCUGAGCUUGGGAUACGGUUCCAUCGGGUGGUGUAUGAUCAUCUUCAGCAGUUCACCUACAACUCAAUGGGUGCUAUGUUAGUGAUCUGUGAUGUCAAUGAAUACAGAAGGCUAGUCAAGAGCUUCAAGGUACCAGUGGUGAACACCCUAUUUGAGAUGCUCCAUUCCCUGUGUAACCUGUUGGUCGUAGCCCCAGAGAACCUGAGACAAGUCAUUACAGGAGAACAACUGACUGGGUUAGACAGAACGGUGGUCAUGUCGUUUGUGCAGCUGAGGUCGGACUUCAAGACAGCAAAAAUUGCCCAGCUUCUCAGAUAGCAACAUCCUUUAACAUCAUAGUGGCCCAAGGCAUCGUAUAUCAGUGGCGUAGUUUAGUCCUGGCUUCUUCUUGUUAUCUUCAAAAGGCUCUGCAGCCUGUCCUGAAUAUCUUGACACCAAGACUUGAAGGAAAACGUUUGGUCACAUUCACAUAGCUUUAGGUCUUGAGGUCGAGACCUAGACAUCACCAACCAGAGGCCAAGACUGAUCUUUAUUUCCCCACUGCUCAGACUGCCUCGUAGAUGACGACAUAUCUACAUCCUUGAGGACCUAGGCAUCAUUAUAAACUAUAGGAGGCUUGGUCAACAAGUAGCCAAAAUCAGAAUUCAACUUUGCAUAGCCCUUGUGAUGGAAGCAUCUCUCUAGCAUAUACUCAUUAGGAAUUACAUUCAGCAAUUUUAGCUUGCAGCCAAUUGGGGUUAGACUUCAAGAUGUCCCAUGGUAUACUCAAAUCAAUGUCAUGAAAUCUAGGAGAUGUCAGGCAUUGCCGUAUGCUUCUGAAAAAUGAGCUUUGACGCAGAUUGGAUUGGACUUUAGGACAGCCAAGACAGAACAGCUCAAGAGAUAUAGAAACAUUUUUCCAGCAAAGGAACAUUAUUUAUCAUCGUAUGCCUCAUUAAUCUGAGUUAUCUGACUCUCCUGGCAGCAGGGAUGAGACUGUUGGACAGCUCACUUCCCUGAAGCAACAUACAUCACCAUACCCUUCAACGGUCUAGUUGAGAAAAGCCCAUGAACUAGCUUUCACACGUAUCAGGGUCCUGUUUCAUGAAAAUGUUCAUCAGUAGCAACUGCUCUCAGCCCAUCAAAUGCAAUGAUUUCAGGACCUUACAUGUACAUCAAUUAUUGUAAUCUGUUAUUGAUACCAAGUUUUAUGAAUCAGGGGACAGAAUGGAUUUCAAAAUUACACAGUUCUUGAGCACCUGUUCUAGAGGGUACUAUUCCUAGAGCCAUCAGACAUCUCACCAAUAUCCCAAAUUAAAUUGUUAUGUGAAAUACUUGAGACAUGGUGCAUUAUACACCACCAAAAUGUUACAUGAUUUAUUUUGGGCAUAGGCAAACCAAUAUCGACAAAAUAAAAUUAACAAAGAAGAAUAAAUGUUAGUUUAUGUUCAUCAAAGCUUUAGAUUCUUGGUUGUUUCAUACAAGUUGAAACAUGUUAAAUAAUGGAUUACUCCUUAUACAGUAAAGUUCUGUACCUAUCGUGCAACAUAGAUAUUUGUAGUUGUCAUGGACAUGGAUUUAUGCUGCCAUCUGCAAUUAUAUUGUGCAUUCCAAUUUGAUAAAGAUGAUAUCAUUUAGGAAACGUAUUGUUGGGGUUCGUAAUUUAUUAUUUUACAUGUAGCAGAACUGAUCAAGCAUUACAUUGUAUCUGACAAAAAUUAUACAGGAUAAAAAUGAUGAUGUGAAAAUGUAUUGAGUGAUAUUUACUUUGCAAUGAGGCUAGAAAAAAGUCUACCAGUACAAGAUUUGUUUGUUGCUUUCUUCAGUCUAUUUUCCUUUGAUUUACUGUAUUGAAGGCAAAGACGAUAAAAAUAUUUAAAAACUAAUUUAUAAACAAUGUAACAUACAUUGAAGUUCAGAUGAAUGGCUUGAAAUUUUAGCUCGCUUCUUUUUAUUUACAAGCUUUGUGUCAGAAUCUAUGCAGAAUAGAAAAUAGCUGAGAUAUGGAUAAAAACAUCUGGUUACAUAUUUUCCAUUAUUCAAGUCUGCUUUAUGUAUUUCUUUUCACAAAAUAUUUCCAUGUCAGUAUGGAUUACAUUUUGUAUUAUCAUUUGUGACAAUAUUGUCUUGA